Messenger RNA from Anguilla anguilla (European eel), 1930 nucleotides. RefSeq names its product general transcription factor IIE, polypeptide 1, alpha (gene gtf2e1). Gene Ontology annotation, cellular component: transcription factor TFIIE complex. Gene Ontology annotation, biological process: transcription open complex formation at RNA polymerase II promoter; transcription initiation at RNA polymerase II promoter. The record is from RefSeq and is a predicted model, not a curated record. The transcript has 5 exons. Lineage: Eukaryota; Metazoa; Chordata; Actinopteri; Anguilliformes; Anguillidae. Bases 238 to 1596 code for a protein of 452 amino acids.
AAUUAAAUUCAGAUAUAAAUUGAAUAGUAAAAUUGCAUUACUAGCUUUGGGGAUACAACUUCCGGUGUCCACACGCCGAACUAUUUUCUUGUGGUGGUAGGUAGCGAAACUUACCACAGUGCAUUUAUAUGGGUUUAAAGUGAAGAAUUACAGGGACCCAUUUCUCAGAAGAAUCCUUUAAGAACCUCCCCCCUCCUCCCACACCUGCCUGCCCUCCUGCUGUCUUCUGCACGUCCAAUGGAGCCGGAGCUUCUGACGGAAGUGCCGGCGGCGCUGAAGCGCCUGGCCAAGCAGGUGGUGCGGGGCUUCUACGGGGUGGAGCACGCGCUCGCCCUGGACAUCCUCAUCCGCAACCCCUGCGUGCGCGAGGAGGACAUGCUGGAGCUGCUCAAGUUCGACCGCAAGCAGCUGCGCUCCGUGCUCAACACCCUGAAGGCCGACAAGUUCGUCAAGUGCCGCAUGCGCGUGGAGACGGCGCCCGACGGCAAGACCACGCGCCACAACUACUACUUCAUCAAUUACCGGCUGCUGGUCAACGUGGUCAAGUACAAGCUGGACCACAUGCGGCGGCGCAUCGAGACGGACGAGCGGGACUCCACCAACCGCGCCUCCUUCCGCUGCCCCUGCUGCUCCAAGACGUUCACGGACCUGGAAGCCAACCAGCUCUUUGACCCCAUGACCGGGACGUUCCGCUGCACGUUCUGUCAGACGGAGGUGGAGGAGGACGAGUCGGCCCUGCCCAAGAAGGACGCCCGGACGCUGGUGGCCCGCUUCAACGAGCAGAUCGAGCCCAUCUACGUGCUGCUGCGCGAGACCGAGGACGUCAACCUGUCCCACGACCUGCUGGAGCCCGAGCCCGCCGAGAUCCCCGCCCUCAAGCAGAGCCGGGACCGGGCGGCGCAGUCGGCGGCCGGGGCGGCGGGGGCGGGGCCCGGGGCGGGCGGGGCCCACCCAGAGGCGUGGUCGUCGAAGGGCUCCACGUACGCAGACAUGUACACGCAGAACGUGGUGAUCAGCAUGGACGAGCCGGACGAGCAGAGGAGGCAGGCCAGCGAGGGGAAGGCCCCCCGGGAGCGGCCGGUGUGGCUCACCGAGAGCACCGUGCAGGGGGCCUACAGCGAUGCCGACGCCCUCAACAACGUCGGAGAGGACAUGGGCGCCCAUCGCCCGGGAGACGGCGGGCGCGAGGCGCAGCCCAACGAGAACGAGGAAGUGAUGCGCGCCCUGCUGAUCCACGAGAAGCGGAGCGCGGGGGGCGGGGUCGGGUGCGUGGCCUCCGGCGGGGCCGGGGCGGGGUCGGCGCACCUCUCGACGGUCAACGCCAGCGACUCGGAGAGCGACACCAGCGAAUCGGACGAGGACUCCCCGCCGCGCCCGCCCCCCCGCGGCGGGCCGAGGGAGGAGGAGGUGGAGGACGAGGAGGAGGACGAGUUCGAGGAGGUGGGCGAGGAGGAGCCCACGGUGCUGGUGGGCGGGAGGCCGUUCUCCUACCACGACGUCAGCCAGCGGCCCGAGCUGGUGGAGCAGAUGAGCCCGCAGGAGAAGGAGGCCUACAUCGAGAUGGGCCGCAACCUUUUCCAGAACAUGUUCUUCUGAACUCCUCUCUCUCUUUCUCUCGCUCUCUCUGUCCCUCUUGCUCUCUCUUUCUCUCCCUCUCUUGCUCUGUGUGUGUCUCUCUCUCACUCUUGCUCUCGCUCGCUCUGUCUGUCUGUCUGUCUCUCUGUGACUGAUGACCAUUACAGCCAAAGUGACCGCUGUUUAUUUUUGCAGAAGCAGCUGAGUUAACAUUCCGUUGUGCGGUAUUUCUGGACACGUUCACUCAAACCACUCCCAUCUCUGAUGGGCACAAACGUGGCUGUUGGGUAAUCGUUUCUAAAACACACCCCCCUCCCCCGUUUCUUUGUGAAGUGAGUGUCUCUUAUAUUGUAUA